AUUCACAUGAUCACGUAAACAAAUAUCACGUGUCUUUCUAUUUCCAAAAGAGUACUUUCAAGUUUCUAUGAUCUUUCCUUGUUAGUUUUUCCCAGCCCGUCAACAUGGCUUUUCAAGCGCUCAUAGUUUUUACUUUAGCAUGUCUGUGUGUCCCUUGUUACGGUAACAGAAAAUUCAUAGAAAUAGAUACAUCUUCUAAUGAUGUGCAGAAGGGAAAAGGCAAACCUGUCUUUCAUGAGCAAUGGAUUACACAAAAACUGGACCACUUCAACGGUGCAGACAGUCGAGUGUGGAAUCAAAAAUUCCUUGUAACUGAGACGCACUACCGAGCUGGAGGACCGGUGUUUUUAAUGAUCGGCGGAGAAGGUCCAAUCAACGCCGGAUGGAUGGCCAUGAACCCUGGUUCGGCCUGGCUUACUUAUGCCAAGAAGUUCGGCGCCCUCUGCCUUAUGGUAGAGCAUCGUUUCUACGGCGACAGUCGUCCCACAGUUGACCUGAGCACAGAGAACCUGCGGUUCCUCAGCAGUCAACAAGCUCUGGCCGACCUGGCUCACUUCCUCACUGUCAUCACUAAAGAACGGGGCUUGACCAACAGCAAGUGGGUGGCAUUCGGCGGGUCAUACCCAGGUGCGCUGGCAGCCUGGUCCCGACUCAAGUACCCCCACCUGAUUCAUGCUGCUGUGGCAAGCAGCGCACCUCUCCACGCCACGGUAAACUUCUCAGAGUACCUGGAGGUGGUGUGGCGGGCCCUGGCAGCUGAGAACCCAGAGUGCCCCCUGCUGGUAAAGAAGGCUUUUGACACCCUGCAGGAGCGCAUCAAAGACCCCAACAACUACGACAACAUCACCAAAGAUUUCAAUUUAUGUUCAAAACUGCAGAUCCAGUCAGAGAAGGACCGGGCAUACAUCCUAGAUGCCCUGGCAGACAACAUUAUGAACACAGUCCAAUACAACAAUGACAAUAGAGAAUUUGAGCAUGUGUUGGACACGAACUGCACCAUUAAGACUGUGUGUGGUGUGAUGUCCGAUGCCUCUCUGGGAGACCCCUACUACCGCUUCGCUGCUUUUGUUCGCCUCAGAACCAUUACUCACCUUCUUAAGCCCUGUGUUAAAGACCUCACCUACAACGCUAACCUUCAGGACCUCAGGAACACAUCCUAUAGCGGACCCCACGGUGGGGGAGGGAGACAGUGGACAUACCAGACCUGCACUGAGUUUGGUUACUUCCAGACCACUGAUUCUCCUAACCAGCCCUUCGGUGGCUUUGGCCUCCAGUACCAUGUGGAACAGUGUCAGGACAUUUUCAACAUCAGCGCCAAGACACUCUAUGCUGGAAUAGACCAGACCAAUGAGAACUACGGCAGCUACAACAUCCGUGCCACGAGAAUUGUUUUCCCCAACGGUUCCAUCGACCCCUGGCAUGCCCUGGGCAUCACCUCUAGCAUCUCAGAUGACCUCCCUGCCAUCUUCAUAAAGGGAACAGCCCACUGUGCCAACAUGUACCCUGCCAGAGCUGAGGAUCUCCCCCAGCUGACCCUGGCUCGGGAACACGUCUUCCAGCUCCUGCAGAAGUGGCUGAAGGAGAAGUGAGAGACAGCCACAGUGGCCAAUCAGGCUGAAUGAGAAGUGAUAGAAAGCCAUGGUUGCCAAUCAGGCUGAAGGAUAAGGAUUUAUGUUUGUUUGGAGAAAGGAAAUGACCACAGUUGUACAAUAGUGACUGUGCUGUAAGGAUGUAAGGACUAUUGAUUAUAUCAAUGUAAUGUUGUUUCCUUGUACAUGACAAAUACAACUUUUAAGAGAUUAAUCAGAUUUGAGUUACGCUAUCCUCUUCCAGUAAAUUCUUUCAAAAUAAAGUGUAUUUCCCAAUA
Oncorhynchus mykiss (rainbow trout) is the source of this 1867-nucleotide messenger RNA. RefSeq names its product serine protease 59, putative (gene prss59). Gene Ontology annotation, molecular function: dipeptidyl-peptidase activity; serine-type exopeptidase activity. Lineage: Eukaryota; Metazoa; Chordata; Actinopteri; Salmoniformes; Salmonidae. Gene Ontology annotation, biological process: proteolysis. The record is from RefSeq and is a predicted model, not a curated record.